Messenger RNA from Coffea eugenioides, 387 nucleotides. RefSeq lists its product as uncharacterized. Gene Ontology annotation, cellular component: nucleus. The transcript has a single exon. Gene Ontology annotation, biological process: regulation of DNA-templated transcription. The record is from RefSeq and is a predicted model, not a curated record. Lineage: Eukaryota; Viridiplantae; Streptophyta; Magnoliopsida; Gentianales; Rubiaceae. The coding region runs from base 1 to 387 and encodes 128 amino acids.
AUGUCUCAGCCUUACACUAAAUCUCAGCUCUCCGAGAAGCUUCGGAGGUUAAGGAAGAAGUUCCGGGUCAUUUCCUCCCGGAUUUCUAAAGGGUUGGAUCAGUCUUUCUUAUCGCCCCACGAUCGUGCUCUUUUUGAGAUUUCUAAGCGGCUCUGGCACCCUGAUUAUGCUGACACGUCGCCGUUUGGUGGAGUUAGUGGUGGGAAAGCUACGAAAUCGGAUUUAGUUGGGGUUGAAGUCAGCUUUUUACCCGAAAUUUUGUCGGGUCUGGAUCCUAAUGAAGUUGAGAAUAUUGAGCUUAAGUGGGAAAAGAGUGAUAAUGUGGUUGAAGGUGUUGAUUUUGGGGAUAUGUGUCACGCCCCGAGCCCGCACGUGCCCGUCACAUGA